CUCCCGCUGCCGCCGCCCGGGCCGGGACUGAGGAGCGCCCGCCCCGCAGACGGGGACUCCGCGGAGUGCGGCCGCGGCCGGGCCGUGAGGGGCCGGAGGGCCGUCUGAAGGGCGAAGGGUGCCGGCUGCGGUGCUCGGGGUUGCGGUGCUCGGGGUUGCAGUUCCGCCGGCAGCGCUCAGCUCGGGAAGAUGUGCUGCGUUGUUUCAUGUGGAAGGUGCUUGCGCGCGUACCGUAACGGCAGCAAAGCUGUCUGCCUUGUGUCUGCAACCAGAGGCACUACGGGUUCAGUACUUUCUUGCAUAAGCAUUAAUAAAAUUUUACAUGGCUGCGUUGUUUUGUCUGCACUCCGAUUCACCAUACAAAAUCCAUGUAUUUUUUCUGCUUUGUGUGUGUGUGCCCAUGUGCCUUACAGACCACGCGCUGUUCUGUUCCUGCUUCCAGGAGGACGCUUUGCUGACCCUUGAGCUCACUGUUCGCUCGCCCCUUUGCUCACACGUGGGCACGUACCCACACACUGCCUCGCAGUAUAAAACAGGGCACUGCAAAUACUCGAAUGUGUUCUGUGGAGCAUUUUCCAUAAAGAUACUGAACAAUCUCUCAGUAGCUCGGGCUCUGCAGCAGCAUUUCAGUGAGUGCAGCAUGGUGAGCAGUCAUGGCUCUGUAUUUUGGUCAUAAAAACAGCACUGGUACUGAGUGCAGACACGGUGAAGGAAAGGAAAGCAAUCCGCAUGGCUUACUCUGAUAAUCCUCUGAAAGUAAAUUGGCCCUGCUCUAAUCAACAGAGUGGUGGAAGAAAAAGUGAAAUCAUUUUGCUUCCAGGAUAAUAGAUGCCAAAUGCCAGCAGCUUUCCCUUCUGUGUUUCAGCGUACCACUGGUUUCUGAUCCAUGCAUGGUUCUUAUGCUGCACCUUCAUUCUUGUUUUGGUCAGGAAAACAAAAAAAUCCAAGCCUGCUUUAAUUAACGAAGUCUAGUUUUACCUGGCUUGCCCUGUUGUGAUAGUCCAGUUUAAAAUGUCACCCACUCUGCCCUGCACAGAAAAACAGCGCGGUAACGUUCCUUCUCUGUGUUGGUGAGCAUGACUUAUGCUGCUCCUUUGUAAGGGUGGACGGCCAGACCCCAGACUGGGAAGGCCAGGGGAUGCACUGUGAGCAUGUCACUUUGUUUUGAAGCAGUCUUGUUUUAGAAAUACUACUGCAUUCCGUUCUAAUUUUCCAGAGCCCCCUAAUCUUCUUGCAGGCUCUUAAUGAUGUAGUCGAUAAUAGGAUUGUCGGUAUUAAUUUGGAACAAUAAUGCCAGCUGCUUGCUUGGUGGCGAUUGGCAGAGGGGUGACCUUGCAGGUCAGCUAAGCAGAACUGGAAGUGCUUUGAUCUGAUCUAUACAGAGCGAGGUCUGUUCCUCUCCAACAAGAGGAGCGAGUGGAUUCUCCCUCCAUGGGAUGCUGAUUCCUCUCCAAGGAGCACGGAGGACACCAUGGCGGUGGCUUUGGAUGCGAUCCUCGCUCGGAUCAAGGAUGUUUGUAAAAGGAAUGGUUUGCUCAUCCUCUCGGUGUUGUCGGUCACCAUUGGCUGUCUCCUUGGGUUCUUCCUCAGGACGAGGCGGCUCUCCCAGCAGGAAAUCAGUUAUUUCCAGUUUCCCGGUGAGUUACUGAUGAGGAUGCUGAAAAUGUUGAUUCUCCCCCUGGUUGUCUCAAGCUUAAUGUCUGGGCUAGCAGCCCUGGAUGCCAAGACUUCCAGUCGAUUGGGUAUCAUAACUGUCACUUAUUACCUGUGGACAACAUUUGUAGCUGUGAUUGUGGGAAUAAUUAUGGUCUCCAUCAUCCAUCCUGGUGGGGCAGCACAGAAGGAGAGCACUGAGGAGGGUGGAAAGCCCAUCAUGAGCUCUGCAGAUGCACUGCUGGACUUAAUCCGGAACAUGUUUCCAGCCAACCUUGUUGAAGCCACAUUCAAGCAGUACCGCACAAAGAGUAUUCCCAUCAUUAAAGCUAACAAAGCAUCAUCUGAAAGCACAACUCAUCGCAUUAUAAUAUAUGGAGUCCAAGAUGAGAAUGGAUCCAAUGUCCAGAAUUUUGCCUUGGACAUCACUCCUCCACCUGAAGUGAUUUACAAAUCAGAACCAGGCACUAGUGAUGGCAUGAAUGUGCUAGGGAUUGUCAUAUUCUCUGCAACAAUGGGUAUAAUGUUGGGAAGAAUGGGAAACAGUGGUGUUCCUUUGGUCAGCUUUUGUCAGUGUUUAAAUGAAUCUGUCAUGAAGAUAGUGGCAGUUGCUGUUUGGUACUUUCCAUUUGGAAUUGUGUUUCUAAUUGCUGGUAAAAUCUUAGAAAUGGAUGACCCUUCAGCCAUUGGGAAGAAACUGGGGUUUUACGCCAUUACUGUAGUGUGUGGUCUGGUUGUGCACGGCCUGUUCAUUCUGCCAAUGAUGUACUUCUUUAUCACCAAGAAGAAUCCUAUUGUCUUUAUCAGAGGGAUUCUUCAAGCCUUGCUUAUUGCUCUGGCCACCUCCUCCAGUUCAGCCACGCUGCCUAUCACAUUCAAGUGCUUGCUGGAGAACAACCACGUGGACAGGAGGAUUGCAAGGUUCGUGCUGCCUGUGGGAGCCACCAUCAACAUGGAUGGGACUGCACUCUAUGAAGCAGUGGCUGCCAUCUUCAUUGCACAAGUAAACAACUAUGAGCUGGAUUUUGGGCAAAUUAUUACUAUAAGCAUCACAGCGACAGCUGCCAGCAUAGGAGCUGCUGGUAUCCCCCAGGCUGGCCUGGUGACAAUGGUCAUUGUCCUGACCUCAGUUGGACUCCCAACAGAUGACAUCACACUGAUCAUUGCUGUUGACUGGGCACUAGACCGGUUUAGAACAAUGAUCAACGUCCUGGGAGAUGCCCUGGCUGCAGGGAUUAUGGCCCACAUCUGCCGGAAGGAGUUCAUCAAGGAUGGUGAUGAGGUGCCAUUGAUCUGUGAGACUAAACCUCUUAACAUCCACCCGAUUGUGGCUUACCAGAGAAACGGCUGUGUGAAGACCAUGAAUGAGCCUCGUGGACCAGAAACAGUGAAGGAGUUAGAGCAACACAUACCUGUACAAGUGGAGCAAGAAGAAAGCCCAGUGGAGAACCACACUAAGAAAUCCAACAGUAAAGACCACUGCACUAUUGAAAUAAAUGAACUAGAAACGAAUGUGUAACUGCUACACACAGUGGUAUCUCAUACCCCAGUGACCCAAUCUCUACCUCACAGCUGGAAGAGGGACUCUUUGCCUUGAACAGAAAAACGUGGAAUUCUCACCACUCUGCUUGUACCGGAGCAAGGGGACCAGCUGUGAACGUCAGGAAAGGCACACAGCUUGCAAGAGACACGGGCUUCUUUAGGUGGAAGAUUUCAAUACUGAAAAAAUAACUAAUGGAUGGCUGCUGUUUUAUUCUGCACUCAUUUGACUCCACUAUAGUAUUUGACACUCCUUUGGCUUCGUUUUUUUAAUUAUUUUUUUUUUAUUUGUCCCUUUCUGGUUUUCUAACCAAAGCCUUUUUUGUGAAUCUGAGUAAUUGCAAACACUGUAUUUAUAUCUCUUUUUUGCUCUGUAAAAAUGUUUCACCAAAACUACUAAAGAAACUAAUUUUGUCUAGGAUUCUUUAACUACAGACUUUGUGUUUAGUUUUAGAACAGCUGUAAGAAAAUCACACUGAUUUCCUGAUCUCAAAAUGUUGUACAUAUGACCAAACAACACCUCAAGCCAAGGUGAAGCAAAGUCUACAUUUUUGCAAGCGAGCACAGCAAGGUAAUUCCGAGGGGCAGCUUUCAGAGACAGGCAUUCAAGUGUGAUACGUAACACCGCGAUCCUAAGUCACUGAAAAGCACAGUUUGCCUUCCAAGUGCCAGAUUUGUUAACCUUUUUUUAACCUAGCUCUUCAGUAGAUUCAGUACCAUGCACACACAGUGGCAGAGGCAGUGUGAGCCCAAAUCCAUAAGCACUGGUGCUAAUGUAUCCUCCCCUGCAGCCCAUAGGCCCUUCUGUGUAAAUAUGUACCAAUUUGAAGCUCGAGCUCUUGAACUGUACGCUUCAUACUAAGGGCAGACCAAACUCAAACUAGAACACCAUGCUGACUAACAUUGGGGUUUUGUGGGGAGUCUCCUGGGGAAACUGGACUGCUAUUUUUCGUGAUUCAGUGGUCAAACUACAUUGAAAGUUAUAUCCCUUGCAUAAUCUACUGAAUCGGUUACAAUAAAAUCUGCUGUUUCCAAUGUUUGUGAUAGAGAACAUUUUUAAUAAACUUGCCGUUUCAAAACCAGGCUGUCUGUGCACUUCUACCAUUGGUGCCUUCUUUCUCUUCCAAAAAGAACAGGGGAAGUGAGGAGACCUUUUUAAAAUUGGAGGUUGAUCCAGAGAUUACAUACCAGUUCCUACCAAGACACUUGACAUAUUACAUGUAGCUGCUUAGGACAGGUCAGUUUCAGAUAACACGUGCUUGCUAUUCUAAUACUCUUCUCCCACCUACAGCAAAAAAGAACCCAGUCAAAAAGGACAAUGCCUACACUUGCCAGAAGUAGGAAUGAUUCAUUCACAUGAUUAGUGGUUUUCCUGGCAUGUGCAUAUUCACUUCUUUGAGGGGUCCUUGUUCAGAAAAUUCUUUUCCUACACACUAAUUAGUUACUUCAGAUGGCUGUAGUGUAGAGGUAGCUUAAAUUUCAAAUGGUGAAGCCAGAACCAACAAAUACAUUUUAUUUGCCCAUAAUUCCAGAGGUCCAAGUCCCCGUUGCUUUCACAAGGUCUGACCUUGAGACUUGCUUCUUUUUUGUCCAUUUCAAAACAGCGUAUGCCACCAUUCAGCAGUUUCCCAUCACAAAGGGGGAGAUUUGUAGAUUGUAGCAGCAAUACAAUUAAUACAGUUGUUUUUGUUGUGUAUGGACACUUUGCAAGAGGCCUCUUACACAAUUUCACUGCUGAUGUGCCCUCUGCCCAAUUUGUAUUUUGCACAAACGCCCAUCCCUCACAUCCCAGUGCAGUCACUCCUCCUGGUUGCUUGUUAAAUAAUCACUUUUUGUUUGCUCAGAGCUUUUCAGACAGUUGUCAGGUACUCAAGGCAAUUAAUCUGUAAUCAAGAGGUGUCCAACUUUAAUAGAAAUUAUGGUAACUAUUUUCCUGAUUGAUCCUAGAGUGAAGAACAAUGAACACAGAACAUGUAGAAUAAAAAAAACCUGACAUUAUUCAGAACAAUUUGCUCUGAAGAAGCCCUGUAAUGCACCUGCUCUGCAGUGCCAUUAAAAUGUGUGAUUUCAGGGGGCUGAAGCUCUCUGAGUGGGCAGCAGCACCAGCCAGCAGACAGCAUCUUGCUUUGACCUCAGCCUCCCCAGGUCUCCCCUCCUCCCCAGCUGUACAGACCCAACUAGUUAGGAGGCCAGAUGAAUAAGCAGAUGAAGAGCAGUUUUAAUUCAAACCAGUUCACAUAUGUUUUUAGUGCAGUCCUAACAAACAGUUGUGUCAACACAAGUGGAGGGGUGACACAGGGACAGGAACAAGCAGACAGGGAUGAAGCAGUGUAAGCUCACGUGGAGAGGGCAGGAUCUCUGCACACUGGCUGUGCCAGCACUGUCACUUUACAGUCACUUUGAAUGGAGAGAAAUGAUGAAGAAAGGCCAUGUAGAUCCAAGAUUUUAAAUACCUAGUUCCAAACGAGGAGAUUUUGGAUGGGUCUGCCCACACCCUGUGCCAAAGCACCUUGGUUUGCCAAGCGGAAAGUGCUGCCAGCCUUACCACCACCUUCCUCUCCAUCCACAUAUAACUUUUGGCUGACUGCAAAGUGCAAAUCCCUUUGCCUGCUUGCCUGAGCCAGUUAAUCCAGCGUGCCACCCUUUAGCAUAGGAACAUCUCCAGAUAUCCAAGCCAACUCCAGUGCAAAGGAGCUGUGUGACUUCUACAAGGUGAACUUCAGAUGGAUAAAUCAGCAACAGAAGCAGCUGUUUGUGGUGCACAAGCCCUGCACAAUACUGAAACCCACAGCUGUACCCCCUUCUACUCUUAUUUGGCAUGUAGGGAAUGGGAAGUCUCAUGUGUGAAGGGCAGUUUUAUGGAAUCAACAGGACAUUUUAAAAUUAGCCUUCUGCAUACAAACUCUAUUCACAGACUGUCCAGUUUUGCUUUGCAACUUUGAAAUGAAUUGUUACUUUAUAUUGUUUUAUAUAUAUCUGUCUUAAACUUCGGUUUUAUACCAAUACUUGCCUCCCAUUCAUCCUAAAAAUUAUGCCAAUUUAGCAGACUGCAGCACUUUAUUCUUCAUUCUGGUAAAUGUGUAUAUGCAGCUCAGCAUAGCAUGAACUUGACUGCAGCAUCUGACUGCUACUGCAGUCAUUCUGUGUUAUGAGACAUGAGACACUACUGUUAGCUGUACAGAAUCAAAGACUGAGGUUAUAGCAUUUUUUACUAUGAGCUUUCCUCCAUGUUUGCUGUUUUCUGUGUCUCAUGGUGUUUGUUGUCAAGCAGCUUGACACACGGUGCAAUUCGGCUAGCAGCAGGUUCCACAGCAUAUUUGCAUGUACAGAUCUGUUCAUAUUUUCCAGCUAUAACUGCACUUCAGUCCGAUAAAAAUAAUGGAGCUGCUGACCAUUGAGUUGGAGUGCAGGCUUCGUGCUGGUAAAUAUCUUUCUCCCACUGUCAGAGCAUAUAAGCAAGCACAUGACCCUCACAAACUCAAAACAUUUAUGUAAAAAUCAAUCAAUCACUAAUUACUACAGUUUGCAUGGAAUACAUUCAAGUACAUGUGGGAGGAACAUAUUUCUUAACUGGCAACAUUCAAUGGCAUUUUGAAGUUACCUCCCCCUGCUGAGAGGAAAGGGAACUUAGCUAUUAAAAGCAUACUCAUGACAGCCUAGGGAGCAUGCUGGAAGGAGAGAAGAAAAUGAAGAAGGAUGAUGUAUUAGAUACAGCUAUGGAAGGAAUAAUUGGAGAAAUUACCCAAAUUAACACAUAUUUAUCAGAGACGCUAGUUUUAUGUUGGUUCAUCUGCAGCUGCAUUAUUCUGGAGAUACUACUGAGAAGACAUGCUGCAGACUUGCGGUAUAAAAAUCAAAGACAUCCGAAAUCUGGUUUCUGAGGAUUUUGCCAACAUCCAGGAAGCUCUGAAGAGCCAAAUUUCUGUAAUGGAUCCUUGUGCAAAAAUUAGAACUGAGAGAAGAAGCCCCAGCCGGGGCACUCACACAUCCCACUGGCUCCUGGAGCUUCUGGUUGCCAGCUCAAA
This is a messenger RNA of Phasianus colchicus (ring-necked pheasant), 7217 nucleotides long. RefSeq names its product solute carrier family 1 member 7 (gene SLC1A7). Gene Ontology annotation, cellular component: plasma membrane. NCBI's taxonomy places the organism in Eukaryota, Metazoa, Chordata, Aves, Galliformes, Phasianidae. Gene Ontology annotation, molecular function: L-glutamate transmembrane transporter activity; glutamate:sodium symporter activity; neutral L-amino acid transmembrane transporter activity. Gene Ontology annotation, biological process: L-glutamate transmembrane transport. The record is from RefSeq and is a predicted model, not a curated record.